UGUCUUUCUCACUUCAACCCCAACUUUCAGAGUCAAAACACGAUAAUCGUAUUCUCUACGAAGACAAAUUCGUUUGCACACAAUUUAAUUUUUAUAAUUAUAACUUAAAUUUAAAACGUUGGAAAAGAUGGCCAAAAAAGGUCUAUUGCCGGUAUUAAUUGUCAUUCUAAUAAAAUGCGCGAUUUGUACGGUGUUCUUAGAAGAAAAAUUUGUUGAUGACGCGUGGAAAAAUUCAUGGGUAUAUAGUAAACAUCCAGGCAAAGAAUUUGGGAAAUUUGUGCUAAGCGCGGGGAGUUUUUACAACGAUCAAGAUGUUGACAGAGGUAUACAGACCUCACAGGAUGCCAAAUUUUACGCAAUUUCACGAAAGUUUUCUCCGUUUUCUAAUGAAAACAAACCAUUAGUAGUUCAAUUUUCGGUCAAGCACGAACAAAAUAUUGAUUGUGGUGGAGGAUACGUAAAACUUUUCGACUGUUCUCUCGAUCAAACCGACAUGCAUGGAGAAUCACCUUAUGAAAUUAUGUUUGGCCCUGACAUAUGCGGCCCCGGAACUAAGAAAGUUCAUGUGAUAUUUAGUUAUAAAGGAAAAAAUCAUUUGAUUAACAAGGAUAUACGCUGUAAGGACGAUAUAUACACUCACUUUUACACACUGAUUGUGAAACCCGACAACACGUAUGAAGUAUUAAUCGACAAUGAGAGUGUUCAAUCUGGAAACUUGGAAGAUGACUGGGAUUUUCUGCCACCCAAAAAAAUUAAGGAUCCCAGCGCAAAGAAACCUGAAGACUGGGACGAUAAGGCAACAAUUCCUGAUCCAGACGAUACAAAACCAGAAGAUUGGGAUAAACCGCAGCAUAUUCCUGAUCCUGAUGCUACUAAACCGGAAGAUUGGGAUGAUGAAAUGGAUGGUGAGUGGGAGCCCCCUAUGGUGGACAAUCCUGAAUAUAAAGGAGAAUGGCAACCAAAACAACUCGAUAACCCGAACUACAAGGGACCUUGGCAGCACCCUGAAAUAGACAAUCCCGAGUAUAGCCCAGAUUCAAAUUUGUACCUUCGAAAGGAAAUUUGUACUAUCGGGUUCGAUUUAUGGCAAGUUAAGUCAGGUACCAUAUUCGAUAAUAUACUUAUUACCGAUGAUAUUGAAAUGGCAACGGAGAUUGCUGCAAAUGUAAAGAAUACUCAAGCUGGGGAACGGAAAAUGAAGGAAAAACUGGAUGAAGAACAAAGAAAAAAGGAUGAGAAUGAACAAAAGUCCUCAGAUUCAGAAGAUGACGAUGAUAAAGAGGAAAUAUCUGAAGACAAUGGAAAUGAUCAUGACGAACUGUAGACAUAGUUUUAAAUUGGAGUAAUUAAAUGAGUUUGAAAUAAUAUUCAUGCAA
Molecule: messenger RNA, 1376 nt
Organism: Musca domestica (house fly)
Lineage: Eukaryota; Metazoa; Arthropoda; Insecta; Diptera; Muscidae
Product: calreticulin
Exons: 4
Coding region: 128-1324 (398 amino acids)
Biological process (GO): protein folding
Cellular component (GO): endoplasmic reticulum; endoplasmic reticulum membrane
Molecular function (GO): calcium ion binding
Source: RefSeq, a predicted model, not a curated record